UGGCUCCAGAGGUCAGAAAUUCGCUAAUCGUUGUGGAAAUUGCCGAAUUUAAGUACCUAUGUAAUUCUAUGAAACAAACCCUAUUGUUUCUUUGUUAGCAACCAAAUCCUACUCCUACAACAUAAUUACAUUAUUAAUAUUACGAUGUCAUCAAGAGCAGUGUCUACUAUACAACAAGUUAAAAUACUGGCCGAAAAAAACCGCGGUAGUUUCAAAACGGUUAAACAACGUAAUAGCCCUUCAAAAAAGUCUAAGAAAGUGAAGGUUUGCCAUACAAUAGUAGCAGACAUGGAAGUAACGGCUUUGGAUAAACAAAAAAAAACCACUACCCCUUCUGACAACCCUUAUGCUCGGGAAAUAUUUAUGAGUAAAACAAAUGUCGAAGAAAUUGUGCAAGCAUUGACAAAAGAAAAUUCCAAAUCGCAAUUAUGGGAUGCGCACAAGCGACACAAGAAAGAAAAAGGGUACCGGGAGAGAUUAUACCGUUUCUAUGCCGAGGAGCCAAAGUUGAGAGUUCGGGAUCCAUUGUAUAAGCUACAGUUUAGAAGCUCGUACUAUCAAUAUCGGUUCUUUUUGGCGUUGAAAAAACCGUUGUACAGCGAGGCCGAAUAUAAAACUUACUUGAUGCAGCUGCAGGCAGCUGGGAUGAGAGAGUGUAUGGUCAAUAUGCGAAAAAAUAACAUCGUGCUCAAACUGGAGGACAAGAUUAUACCACAAGUACGAAGCAAGUUUCCGCGUUGUUGGAGUGGAAAACUAGAAAAAUUAUCUCUCUAUGUGAUGGAUGCUUAUCAGCGAAAGAAAGAAAAAGCGAAAAAAAGAAUGCUCAUGGAUGCAACUGAUUCUAUAAUACCACAGAAUGAUCACGUUGUGAAUGAUUUUCUAAAGUGCUCUAACGCUUCCGAUAUAGGUUCUGCGAGACAAAUUAAUAGCAUUAUUCCUUAUAUCGACUUUCAUCUUGAACAUUAUAAAGCAUUUGGCUGGUUGGAGUUUAAUAAUAACAAUCUCAACAAACAGUAUAAAAUGAGAGAGUCUGGUGAAACUUCUGCUACUGUUACAGUACCAGUGCCCAUGGAAUCUCCAGGGAUUUCCAAUAGUUCUGAUACGAUGAAUUCUUUAAAUUCUGAAAUGGAACAUAUGAGAGCUGAAAUGGCAAUGACACAGCCUACAAGUGAGCUUCUGUUACCUGGAUCGUGUUUUACCGAUACUAUAGAUGUUAUUAAUGCUCUGAGUACUACAGAGAGGGAUUCUGUGAAUGUGGCGGCUACUGUGACAGUUGAAACACAGAUGCCGGACGACAAAACAAAGCGGGUCCAAUCUGCCAUUGCAAUUACAUCCAGUGGCGCCGUGCCAAUGGCGCAAGAAAAUUCGAAUCUUCAGAUCGAAAUAACCGAUUCGACAGAUCAAACGAAAAAAUCUUCUAAUAUUCAAAAUACCAGCUCAGCAAAGACGAGCAAACAGCCUACAAAAACAAUUUCUUCUAAUAUUCGGACAACCCUGACUAGAUUUGAUCAACAAAAGAGUCCUCCACCUACCAUAGCAAAAGCCUCUAGCACUCCAUCAUUUCAUGGAGUGGUUCCUAAACCACGAAAAAUAUCUUAUGAAUCAGAUUCACAAAAUGAGAUAAAUUCAUCAAUGACCCAUGGGCUGAAUAGUAUACCGGGCUCAAUGCCAAACACAGAAAAGUUUUGUCCUCCGGUUUGCUCUACUCAAAUAUCCGAACAGCAACAGCAGCAAAAUGAAUCGAGUCAUUUCUUAAUAACACCAGCACAGCCAGAGGUUUAUGAAAUACCCGACUCUCCCUCAAGUCCGGCAAAUGAAUCCAUUGUUCAGAAUACCAGUUCCAAAACAGCAAAUUCUUAUACUUUGGAAUAUAUGCGCAAUUACUCUAAUAUAGAUCAGCUUGUGAUCGAGAAAAUCAAAGGAGCGGAUUCAAACCUCGCUGAAAAGCGUCUUUUGAUGUUAGAUAAGUACGUGGAACGAUUCUACAAACGUGCGCGUGGCUUUUUAUCUAUUAAUAUUUUCCCAGAAGGCUUGAAGCUUCUAACAAGUGAAGAACGGAUUGAAAAGAAUAAGAGUGCCAAUUUAAAACAAGUUCCAUCAGUAAUCGCUACCGAGAAAUGUAUAUCAUGUAUAUCUAAUUCACCGCCGGUCCAAUUAGUAUCUGAUAAGGCAAAUGCAGCUAUACCAUGUGUUACACAAAACUCAAGUUUAAUUUCGGAAACAAUACCAAAUACGGAAGAUUUCUGUCCUCCAAUUUGUUCUACACAACUUCCUGAACCAUUAGAACAUCCAACAUCAUUAUUUAAUUCAAACCUACACCAUUCUACCAGUCAAAAUCUUCAGUUACAAACUGUACAAGUGUCUACUUCUCGACGCAGUGUAGAAUCGUCACCGCAGAACAUAACACACCUAACAGAAACUUCCAUGCAAUUGAUUCCUACACCAUCGACUCAUCACAGCUCGAUACCUUUUGCUCAAAAUCAACAUCUUCGGAAUAAGCCGGAUAGUGCAUCAGAAUCAUCCGACUCCAAUAUUACUGUUCUUCACAACAGUAAAAAAGCCCAUGACGUAACUAUCAAACAGGAGAACAAUAUUUCUGAUUACGGAUCUGACGUUGAAUUCCAAGAAAUGGUAAAUAACGUGAUUUGCUUGAGUGACGACGAUGAUGAGUCUAAUCAUGUGGACGCUAAUGAGUUAAUUGAUCGACAUUCCAAACAACCAGGUCAUGAGCCUAUGAUACUUCCAAUAAUUAGAGAUCAAAUUCAAGAACUAUUUACGGGUAACCUUGACAAAACGUUGUCUCAAAAUAGCUCCAAUAGCGGCGUAGAUGCGCGGUCUGAAGUUCAAUCUACAAGUUCACCUAACAACGGAUCAGUUUGCGCAGAAUGUUUGGGGUUUCGCUAGCUCACUGCCGCAAAUCACAAGUAACAUCUAGUAAUUCAAAUCUGUUGAACCCCAAGUUUCAACAUCAACACGAUGAGUCAUCUACCCGUCAUACUCAAUUACGAAUAGUAGCACCAAUCAAUAGUAGGACUGAAACAAUACCCCAACGUUGUAGCACAUGGUUAGGCAAAAGUCGUUGGUGCUAUUCCAGCUUCCUAACACGAAUCGAGAUCCUUACGGUGCAGUUCUAUCGGAACCCGUCUGCAUAUCAACAGCGACAUCAUUUAAAGAUAACGCUGAAAUACGGAUCUUGCCGUUUCACUGUUACCGACUACGAAGUACGUAAACUGUUGAACCUUACCGGCGCAGAUCGAGGAUGGCUCGCACUAACUAGAGUUCUUAACAGGGUUGGACGAUUCCAUUAUAAUAAAUUUGGGCAGUCUACGAGCCGGAUUGAUUUUAAUCUCAUGAGUAUCAGUGAUAAGUUAUUGUAUUUGUUUUUUAGUACCUUUCCCGUUUCUAUCCAGGAUGCGGGCUGGGUUAUAAAUUCUCGAAACAAUUUGGCGGACUUUUACGAAGAACCUGUAAAUUUAGAGAAGUUUAACUUUGUUAUGCAUUAUUCCGGUUUCGAAAAAAGAGCCACUAGUAAUAGUAUUAAUUUAAGUGAGGGUGUAUGUCCCUAUGUUGUAAAACGAAUGCGUCAAAUCAACGAUAAGUUUGUGUAGUUUUCGUUCGAUACAUGUUAAUAAAAACAAGAAUUAUUUCACACAACUGUCUGAUCUAGCGUUUCUCUUGCGUGGCAAGCUACAUAUCUUUCUAUAAGAAAUAAAAAACAUUUUCUACAAAUA
This is a messenger RNA of Wyeomyia smithii (pitcher-plant mosquito), 3731 nucleotides long. RefSeq lists its product as uncharacterized. The transcript has 4 exons. The coding region runs from base 145 to 2904 and encodes 919 amino acids. The record is from RefSeq and is a predicted model, not a curated record. Lineage: Eukaryota; Metazoa; Arthropoda; Insecta; Diptera; Culicidae.